AUGCUCUUCGCCCUGGACGAUCUGGACAGAUGCGACAUCGCUACACUAUUGCAUCAUCUGCUCCCCCGCCUCGACAGUCUUGAAAAGGCCUGCCAAACGCUUCUGGAAAGGACUGCUCCGAAGUCUAGCUGCCUAUUUUGCACUGUGUACGAGAAUCGUGACAAUCACCAUUCCGGGAGAUGUCCACGGUUCCCGGAUCCAAGCUCCAAAACAGCACAGGCGACAAAGCUGAACCUGUGCCUCCUCUGCCUAAAAGCGGCACACGAGGACACAUGUGGAGUGAAGUGUGGAAGUGUGGCCUUGGCCACAAUUUUCUGCUUUGCUCCUCCAAAAGACCGCAGCCACCCACGAAGCGGCCAUACAAGAAGUAAGCACUCUCGCCAACCUCGUCAACGCCGUCAUCGUCAUCAACAAGCCACAAGCCGUCAUCAAUGCACCUGCACCAAGCCGAAUUCUCAAGACACCAUCAGCAAUCCACUAACCCAACGUCAGCCCGCCACUCCACAAAACUCCGCAACAGUCCAGCCGUACGAAGAAAACCAUUUGUUGAAGUUGAAUUUGUUUCGUAAAUUAUUACUUUGUGCUCACGGCAGUAUCAUCGACCCCGAUGAUGUAUAA
This is a messenger RNA of Necator americanus (New World hookworm), 618 nucleotides long. RefSeq lists its product as uncharacterized. The coding region runs from base 1 to 618 and encodes 205 amino acids. The record is from RefSeq and is a predicted model, not a curated record. The transcript has a single exon. NCBI's taxonomy places the organism in Eukaryota, Metazoa, Nematoda, Chromadorea, Rhabditida, Ancylostomatidae.